AUGCAAGAAAAGGAAGAAAAAGAAGAAAAUAAUAAUAAUAAUAAUAAUAAUAAUAAUAAUAAUAAUAAUAAUAAUAAUAAUAAUAAUAAUAGAGGAGGAGGAGGAGGAGGAGGAGAGGGAGGAGGAGAGGGAGGAGGAGAGAGAGGAGGAGGAGGAGAAGAAAUAGGAAUAGAGGAAGAAGAAGAAGAAGGAUAUAAGGGAGGAGGAGAAGAAGAAGAAGAAGAAGGAGAAGAAGAAGAAGAAGAAGGAGAAUAUAAGGUUGAGGUAGAGGUAGAGGAGGAGGAGGAAGAGGAAGAAACAGGUUAUCCUCCUCCUCCUCCUCCUCCUGCUGCUGCUGGUGCUGCUGCUGCUGCUGCUGCUGCUGGUGCUGCUGGUAGUGUUGGUACAUAUCAAGAGGAACAGCAGCAGCAACAAGGAGAUGUAACAGCAGAGCAGCAAGAUGAAUUGCAGCAGCUACAGGAACUGCAGCAACUGCAGCAACUGCAGCAGCAACUGCAGCAAGAAGAACAGGCAUUGCAAUUAGAGCAAGAAAGACUUAUGCAAACAGCAGCAGAUAGCAAUCAUAUUCAGCAGCAGCAGCAGCAGCAACUGCAGCAGCACCAGCAGCAACAGCAGCGGGUAGAUCACGUUUCUGGCGAUCUAGCAUAUUGUGGGGAAUAUGCAGCAGCAGCAGCAGCAGCAGCAGCAGGUCGUCCAUCAACAGCAUCAACAGCAGCAACAACAGGAGCAGCAGCAGCAACAGCAGCAACAGCAACAGCAGGAGCAGUAGGAGAUGAAGAAGGAAGAUCUAAGGCAAGGAAGCGUCGUCGUGCUGCUAGUGGUGCUGCUGCUGCUGUUGCUGCUGCUGCUGCUGCUGCAUCAGAGAUAGCAGCUGCUGCUGCUAAAGGAAGGAGGCUAAGAGAUAGCUGCAGCAUAUAUGGUGCAGCAGGAAAAAAGGGUAGUAAUAAUGCAGCAGCAGCAGCAGACAAUCCCUUGAGCGGGGAGACCAAAGCUGUCCUCGACUCCCUUCAGUGUGCUGCUGCUACGAAUCCCGAAGCAGCAGCAGCAGCAGCAGCAGCAGCAGCAGCAGCAGGAAUACCCUUUCAGUGUACAGUAGGUUCUGCUGGUCUUGCUGCACCUGUUGGAGAUACUGCAGCAUUAGCUGCAGCAGACAUACAGCAGCAUCAGCAGCAUCAGCAGCAGCAGCAGCAGCAGCAGCAGCAGCAAAUAGGUGGUGAUUUAUGCGGCCAACAUAUACUUUUGCCGGAUGAGCUCCACCACCUUCAUCACGCCCAUCAUCAUCAUCACCAUCAGCAGCAGCAUCAGCAGCAGCAGCAGCAGCAGCAGCAGCAGCAGCAACAACAACAGCAGCAACAAGAAGAUGGAUAUUGUUGCGAAGAAUAUAUAUUAUUAAUAAAAGAAAUAAAUGAAUUAAAAAAUCAAUUAGGGGAGAUUAAUUUAUGUAGGGAGAGUACAUACACUAGAUUAAUACAAUUAAUUAAUAUAAAUAAUAAUAAUAAUAAUAAUAAUAAUAAUAAUAAUAAUAAUAUAAAUAUAUAUAUUAAUAAUAAUAAUAAUAAUAAUAAUAAUAAUAAUAAGGAUAUUGAUGCAGCAAAGGCAGACUAUGAUGAACUAACACAGCAGCAAAUAAGGAUGGAGCAGCAACUGCAGAUACUUAAUCAGCAGCAGCAUUACCAUUUACUGCAGCACAGGGCACAAAUUAUACAGCAGCAGCAGCAGCAGCAGCAGCAGCAGCAGCAGCAGCAGCAGCAGCAGCAGCAGCAGCAGCAACAGGGACAACAGGAACAAGAACAACACCAACAAGAUACACAUAAUACAACAAAUAUCUUGCAACAAGAAUUGAUGCAACAUGAACAGCAGCAACAGGAACACGAACAGCAGCAACAGCAACAGCAGCAACAGCAGCAACAGCAACAACAGGAACAGGGGGAUGUUCUUAAUGAACAAGAUCUGCUGCAGCAAAGGGUUCUGCAGCAAAGGUUGCUCCAGCAAAGAGUGCUGCAGCAGCAACUCAUACAGCAGCAGCAACAAUUCAUUCAGCAGCAGCAGUUGCUGCAACAGCAACAGCAACAGCAACAGCAACAGCAACAGCAGCAGUUGCAACCUCUUGCUGCUGCUGCUGCUGCUGCUGCAGCAGCAGCAGCAGCAGAACAGUUCCCACAGCUUGGGCAUGUUGCUGCUGUUGCAGCAGCAGCAGCAAACCCUGCAGAUGCUGAACACCAACAGCAGCAUCAACAGCAGCACCAGCAGCAGCAGCAGCAGCAGCAGCAACAGCAGCAGGCUUUCUAUGCGCAGCCUACAUUUUAA
Molecule: messenger RNA, 2307 nt
Organism: Eimeria maxima
Lineage: Eukaryota; Apicomplexa; Conoidasida; Eucoccidiorida; Eimeriidae
Exons: 1
Coding region: 1-2307 (768 amino acids)
Source: RefSeq, a predicted model, not a curated record